UUCCCGCGCCGAUCUUCCGUCGCUGAACCGUCCCCAAUUAGCCAUCUUUACAGAACGGAGAACCGCUCUUGGUGAAUAGAGCUGAGAGGAUCGGCCCACAGAUGGGAUCCAAUGGAGGUCAGGCUCUAAUAAUCACCAUCGUCGCUUUGGCUGUAGCGAAAGUGUUACAAGUCCGUAAUUUUGGUAUCACGAACUCGAGGAGGAGUAGGGGCUCGGAGUCAACCUCGAGACCGGACGAUGGGUCUGGAGAAGAGGAGGAGGCAUUAAGGAGGGACUCAGAGUCAAACUUGAGAACCGACAAUGCAUCUAAUGAAGAGUACGAUGUGUUCCUGAGCUUCCGGGGACCGGAUACUCGCAAUGGAUUCACCAGUUGCCUCUACAAUGGCUUGAGAAAUGCGGGAAUUCGCAGUUACGCUAAUAGUUCAUGGUGUCUGCGGGAGAUUGCGCGCAUGGUAAAAUGCACGUCAACAUCUAAUGGGAAGAAAGAAAUGCUUCCCAUCUUCUAUGACGUGAAUACUGAUGAUGUUAAGCUCAAAACCAAGUUGUAUAAAAGCCAUGGCCGAGCACCAGAAGAAGUUUGGCUCCAAUGA
Messenger RNA from Eucalyptus grandis, 590 nucleotides. RefSeq names its product disease resistance-like protein DSC1. The coding region runs from base 102 to 590 and encodes 162 amino acids. Lineage: Eukaryota; Viridiplantae; Streptophyta; Magnoliopsida; Myrtales; Myrtaceae. Gene Ontology annotation, biological process: signal transduction. The transcript has 3 exons. The record is from RefSeq and is a predicted model, not a curated record.